AAUUUCUAAUCGGAGCAAAUUCGGAGCAGAACGUUCGUCUCGCGUUUACGCUAUUCUCGCUUGUUCUCGCGUUCUCUUUUUAACUUGCUUAACUACCAUCUUGCGCGAUCUUUGAGCCUCUGCCCAACAGCAGCCCAACGACCAAGCGCUUAGCGAUGGUGCCCGUGAUCCAAAUGUGAAAGUUCGUCAUUACCGCGAUUGGCUGUGUUCGGUAAAUGCGACGUGCAGGACGGGAUCGAGUGCGCGUGUCCGACACGAGAUACGAAUCGACGACAUCCGUUGAAAGGUGCCUGUCUCUCCCCGUCUUCGUCCCUUCGUCCCUCUCAUUCUCUCUCACCGUCAGUGCACCACCGAUUUUUUUACGCGCCUGCCUGCACCUCCUCGCCAGCUAGUGUGACUCAUAAUAACACGGAUGUCAGCGUGCAGCGCGUGAGAAAACAAUCGUAUCUGAAACUCGAAGUCCUUACGAGAAUUGGAGAACAACAGGAUUGCACACAACCUUUUGACCAUCCACAAGAGCAAUGAUGGAUUUAGAUCCACCAGAAUUUCUGUCCAAAGACGAGGAGAUUCAAUAUUGGAUGGAUCUUGCGAAUCAGUUGCUUCAAAGGAAAGACGAUGUUGAGCGGGAACUGGAAGAGUUCCAAGAGAAUUCGCAGAUGCUGGAGAAAGAACUGGAGACAUCUCUGGAACAAGCGGAAAAGACAAACAGAGAAUUGAGACAGAGAAAUACGAGACUCGCCACAGAAGUUGAACAGUUAAGAACACGACUAGAUCAGCAGUCUACUGAUUGUGCCAUGUUCCAAGGAAAGGCACAAGAUUUACAGCAGCAACAUGAGCACCUACUGAAGUACAUUAGAGAACUCGAACAAAAAAAUGACGACUUAGAAAGAGCACAUAGGAUAAAUAGGGUCACAGAAGAGGAAAUAGAAGCUAAGUUUAAUUUAGCUAUAGAAAAGAAUGCCUUGCUUGAAUCAGAACUUGAUGAAAAAGAGAGCCUAAAAGUCAUAGUGCAAAGACUAAUGGACGAAGUUAGAGACUUGAAACAGGAGAUACAAGUACAUGAAAGACAUCACGCCGAUAAUAACAAGUCUGCUGAAAGAGUUCGUAAUAGCAUCGUCGAUAGUAAUAAGCUACAGGCUGAAUUGGAGUCGAAUUCACCCGCUAGCCAAAUAGUCCCACAAACCAUACCUCAAAAUAAUACGACCUCACCGAUAAAAAUUGGACACGGGAUGGUAGGGGGUGUUAUUGGAAACAAUAAUAACAAUAUGAGCCAACCCUUGCCACCCUGCACUAGAAUACUGGCAAUGAAUAUGAUUGGUGACCUUAUGCGAAAAGUUGGGCUUGACAGGUGGGUCUGUAUGGGCUGUAGGAGAAUAAAAUGCACUUGUCCAAGCGGACAAAAAUCGAAUACCACCUCGUCUACUGGCCUAUCGGCGGCCCAGACUCACGCGUCUACUCAGUGUAUAAGGCAACAACCUAGACCGACCGCGUGCAGAUCUUCAUCGUGAUUUCUCAUCAUUAAAUUAUUUUACAUCUCCUUAAAGAGCAGGCGUUGGAGAACAAGCUGAACACAUGCAGAAACGCGUUUCGAGAAGAUCAAGUUCGUCAAGAUCUCUACAGGUAACACAACAGUCACGUUUUAAUCAUAUUAAAUUGUAUUGUACUCUUAUUCCAUCGUGCACUGUACUCACAAGUAAAUAUCAUGUACCUAUGUCUCACGAUACAUUUUCAUUAUCUUGCCGUUAAUAAUUAAUCUCAAAAGCACGUUCUUUGAAAAAUCUCGAAAUUUCGGACAAAAUUGCACGAAAUGGUACAUGAUAUACUCACUGACUUAAUCGUACUUAUUGUUAGCGUAAUAAUGUUGGUUGUGUUUUUAUUGAUUAUGCUUGUCACGGUCAGCGCCAAGGCCUUCAAUUUAUACAUAUUUAUAAGGCUUUUUAUGCAAUAUUAUGUAGUACUGAUUUUCCUAGAAUCUGAGAUGUUUAAUAGAGAUAGAUUUUACUUAAUAGACGACUGCCCUUAUUACAUAGCAAAGAUUCUUUAUUUUAAUUAUGCAAUUAAAAAUUUCUUUAUGGUAUAUUUAUCUUAAUUUGCUUAGUCACGACUAUUUAUAAUACGUUGCUUCUUUAUCUUAUAAAUAAGAAGGUCAUAGCUUGUCCGCUUAUGCUUCUUAGACCAUUGUUAAAAUCAAGUGUACAAGUAAUUAAUGACAAUGACAUAGUAUUUUAAUCAUUUCCUGUAUUUUCUAAACAUGUUGUGCCAUGUUUGAACAUGUUCAAAAAUAAAUGUCAUUAUUUUUUUAUUAGAAGCUACAUGUGCAGCUAAAUUUUAUUUGAUUGGAUUUAAUAAUUUUUCGAAGUUAAAAAUUUAUUUAUGUACAUAUUUAUUUUCCGAGAUAAAUGUGUAUCAUAAUUCUUCAUAUUUAUGUCGUAUGCACAUGAAAAAUCUUAUGCAAAGUGCAAUAGAUACAUUUCCUUCAAUGUUUAAAUUUGUACAUACUUGUAUAAAUUUAAACAUAAAGUAGCUUUACUGUUAAAAUAUAAUAUACAUGCGCGUAUGUAAUUUGAUUAUCUCAGUUACAAUUCGCGUCGUUCCAUUGGAGUCAUAAAUAACAGCAAUGUCCACUUGCUAGCAAAUAUUUCAUAAGUCUUCCAGAAAUUCGUUUCAAAAAACGAAAUAAGCCAUCGAUUACAAAAUGGACAUUUUUAUAAUUAACACAUUAGAGCUAAAUGUCGCGGACGUGUAGAAAAAGAUUCAUCCAAGUACAAAAUGUUUUAAAAUUGUGGAAAACUGUGGUAAUAAGCUUACGUAUUCUCAAAUUUAGCGUGUACAUAAUGUAUAUAGACACUAAGCACCACGGCAUAUGCAAUUACAUUAAGAAUUUGUUCGGUUCUGUAAAACAAACACAUGAUGUGUGUGUGAUGUUUAAACAGCUUUGAAACAGUGUUCACGUACAUGAUAAAGAAUGUUUUUUUUUUACUCUACUUACUGCCAUAUUGAAUAAUUAGUCUAUAUUGACGAGAGAUUAUUUGUGGCUCAAUCUAUAAAAAGAAAGAGUAUUAAAUAGGGGUAGAAAAUACCAUAUGUAUCGCACAAAAUAUAAAAUGCUACACUUGUGAGUCCCUCCUUGCAUGAAUAGCUACUGUUAUUUUUACUCAUCCUUAUGCACAGUAUGACAAAGGUGUCAUUAAGUAAUGUCACGUUUUCUAUCAAUGUACGUUUACAGAAUCAAAUUAAUUUCGAGUUAUAUUUAUUGCGCGUAUUCAGCGAAUCUAUGCAUAGAUGUUAAAUUACUGAAUGUUCACUAUUGCAAAUGCUCGUUCGGGUAUAUUCUUUUUUUAAGUAUUAGGUAAACUUAGCCAUAACGAGAUUGUUGCGUCUGUUCAAUUAGAGCUAGACGACAGGUCCGAAGCCCAGCCACAGGAAACAACAACCACAUUCGAUUGUAAGCGAAUAUAAUGGAAAGGAUAUAAAGUCGCAGCGAUCAUAUGUCCGUACAUCACGUUGCAAUCCCGAUGUUGACGUUAGUCGGAAAUUUCAUUAACAAUAGAUUCCGUUUGAAUUUCUGUCAAGUCAGUCACCGAACGCUCACGCAAAAUCGAAAAGUGUCCUGUUGUGUCUUGGCGUGAAAAAUCGUUUCUGAUGUACAGGGACACAAGAUAGUGUAAAAUUUCCAUGUAUUCUUUAGUUGUACGGUUUCUCUCGGAGUGAUAUUGCGUGCUGACUGUCAACGACACUUGUUGCGGUAUUUUAUGAGAAAAUAUCGUGUAGAAUAAUUAUAACGGCAAGUCGAUGAGUCAUCACUGUAAUAUCCGAUUAUUCCAAGUAUGAGAUAGGUUUUGAAUGAUUGCCGUAAUUUUUGUCAGUGAUAUUUUUUCAAUGGUACUGACAAACGCCGUUGACAGAAAAUGCAGUACCGCGAUAGUAUACCGUAUAGUGUCUGAUUUUUUGUCACAAUAAAUGAAGAAUAUAUUUUAUAAUUAUUUAAAAAAAACAACUCACGUAUACAUAAACGUCGCUGUAAUAAAAAAUAUAUUGGUACUGACAACUUUAAUCGACUUCUCUACUGACUAUGCUAAUGUUCAAGCCUAUAUUAUGCUACAUUAAUAUAACAAGUAUAUAUGAUCGCCACGCGUACAUCAACGUAUAAGCGUGUAGCAAACGAAAAUUAAUUGUCAUGUAAAUAUAACAGAAUAACAAUAAGAAAAAAAGUAACAAAGUAUAUCGUUACUUGUAUAUCUGAAUCAGGUACUCUUUUUCUCUUUGCAUUAAUCGCGUCGAGACGUUUUGUAAUUUCCUUCUCCGACACCGCGCGAUGCUACAAAGGUCGCUUAAAAAGAGGAAAUUUGUAAAUAUAUACGCACACGAGGACUCGAGGCAAUAGGAUAUAAAGCUAUGCGAAAAUCUGAUUUCGUGAUCGUACGAAAUUAAGGGUCUCGAUAAAAUCUUGUAUUUUUUUUAUCAGAGACAAUAUUAAAGAAAAGAUGUAGACGUUGCAAAGUAAAAUAAUAACACGUUUGAUUCGUGAAAUUCUUUGAAUGUACUCUCCUCGAAUUUGUGUUUGUGGCUUUCUAUGUUGUUACCUCGAGCACUUCGCGUGUAUUAAAUACACGUAGCAGUGAUGGAAGAAAAAUCAUUAUUUAUUACGAAUGAAAUAUUUGUGACGUUUGUAGGUAAUUAAACAAGUAAUAAAUAAUUUAUGAACUUAAUAAUUAAUUAACGCGUAGGUUAUAAUAUAAUUUACCAUUGUCUAUAAAUAAUUAAUGCGUAUACUUUGUAAAAAUGUGUACUUUUAGCGCUUCAAACGUAUUUCUACAAACGUAAUUCUAUUUUUUUAAUAUUCUAUAAAUAAAAUUCCUUAAUUGGAAAAGUAAUUACUUUUUUGCGAUGAAUGAUCGGAUAGAUUCCAAUAAUUAGAUUUACAUGUUUAUUACAACAAAGGCUAGAAAAAAAUGCGAUUGUGUCGAUAUUUAGAAAUAAAGUUUAGUUGUUUAAAUUGUAUCACGAGAGAAAAAAGAAACAAAUUAUUGUCCUGAAUAGAAAAAUCAUAAUCGAGUUAUAUUAUUAUGAAAAUGUGAAUUUCACUUAAUAAAACUCAUUAAUUUUGACGUA
Messenger RNA from Solenopsis invicta (red fire ant), 5112 nucleotides. RefSeq names its product nuclear distribution protein nudE-like 1-A (gene nudE). NCBI's taxonomy places the organism in Eukaryota, Metazoa, Arthropoda, Insecta, Hymenoptera, Formicidae. Gene Ontology annotation, cellular component: centrosome; kinetochore; kinesin complex. The transcript has 8 exons. Gene Ontology annotation, biological process: centrosome localization; establishment of mitotic spindle orientation; microtubule nucleation. Gene Ontology annotation, molecular function: microtubule binding. The record is from RefSeq and is a predicted model, not a curated record. Bases 522 to 1508 code for a protein of 328 amino acids.